Molecule: messenger RNA, 837 nt
Organism: Athene cunicularia (burrowing owl)
Lineage: Eukaryota; Metazoa; Chordata; Aves; Strigiformes; Strigidae
Product: protein Wnt-4-like
Exons: 4
Coding region: 1-837 (278 amino acids)
Biological process (GO): canonical Wnt signaling pathway; cell fate commitment; neuron differentiation
Cellular component (GO): extracellular region
Molecular function (GO): frizzled binding; cytokine activity
Source: RefSeq, a predicted model, not a curated record
AUGGGGCUGGUAGAAAAGCAGGUCCGUGUUUGCUGGCGGCAGGUGGAAGCCAUGGAUGCAGUGAGGCGAGGUGCAGAGUUGGCUGUUGAGGAGUGCCAGCACCAGUUUCACUCUUGCCGGUGGAACUGCUCCACACUACAGGGGCUGCAGGUCUUUGGCAAGGUCACCAUCCAAGGCACGUGGGAGUCUGCUUUCAUCCACGCCAUCUCUGCCACUGGCGUUGCCUUUGCUGUGACUCGUGCCUGCAGCCGUGGGGAGCUGGAGAAGUGUGGCUGUGACCGCAAGAUCCGAGGACUGAGCCCUGAAGGUUUCCAAUGGUCGGGCUGCUCUGAUAACCUGUCGUACGGGAUUGCCUUUUCUCAAGCCUUUGUAGACAACCCUGAGAGGAGCCGUGGCAUCUCCUCCAGCCAAGCACUCAUGAACCUGCACAACAAUGAGGCUGGGAGGAAGGCUCUCCUGGCCCACAUGAAGGUGGAGUGCAAGUGCCACGGCGUGUCAGGCUCCUGCGAGGUGCACACAUGCUGGAAGGUCAUGCCUCCCUUUCGCAAGGUGGGCAACAUCCUCAAGGAAAAGUUUGAGGGGGCGACGGAUGUUCACCCCAAGCGGGUCGGUUUCCACAAGCUUCUGGUGCCCAAGAGCUCUCGCGUCAAGCCCUACAUGGCUCAUGACCUGGUCUAUCUUUUGGCCAGCCCAGACUUCUGCAACUGGGACCCCCGGCACGGGGUAUUUGGCACCUAUGGCCGUUGGUGCAACUGGAUGUCGCCGGCCAUGGACAGCUGCGAGCUCCUGUGCUGCGGCAGGGGCUUCCACACGGCUCAGGCAGAGGUGGUGGAGUAG